This is a messenger RNA of Saccostrea echinata, 408 nucleotides long. RefSeq lists its product as uncharacterized. NCBI's taxonomy places the organism in Eukaryota, Metazoa, Mollusca, Bivalvia, Ostreida, Ostreidae. The transcript has a single exon. Bases 1 to 408 code for a protein of 135 amino acids. Gene Ontology annotation, biological process: regulation of apoptotic process. The record is from RefSeq and is a predicted model, not a curated record.
AUGGAGCAAAAACAUCAAGACUUGAUUAAGGCAAACUACUCAACAUUGGUGAAGAAGAUGAUGGCUGUUCCUGUUGCGGGACAUCUUUACGCCUCAAACAUAAUUACUGAUGAAAUGAGACAACAGAUAGACGCUGAGAAAACCAGCUAUGACAAAAACAGAAAACUGAUCAGCUUCAUUUUACGUCGAGGUUCGAGAGCUUUUAUGGGACUUAGAAUGGCAUUAAUGAAAGCCAAUCAAGCUGACUUAUCCCGACUCCUAAUGAAUAGGGAUGAUGACACAAAGUCUGAGUACGAAAAGAAGCUGGCCAUGGCAAGAUCAUUAGUCGUAAGUACUAAAGAAAAAGGAGGUUCCAGAAAUCAAUCAAAGUCGAUCAUCAACAGUCUUAGGAGCCAAGAUGUAGGAUAA